This is a messenger RNA of Hippopotamus amphibius kiboko, 1890 nucleotides long. It is a transcript of the gene COQ9, whose product is annotated as coenzyme Q9. Gene Ontology annotation, cellular component: mitochondrial inner membrane. The coding region runs from base 175 to 1221 and encodes 348 amino acids. Gene Ontology annotation, molecular function: lipid binding. NCBI's taxonomy places the organism in Eukaryota, Metazoa, Chordata, Mammalia, Artiodactyla, Hippopotamidae. The transcript has 9 exons. Gene Ontology annotation, biological process: ubiquinone biosynthetic process. The record is from RefSeq and is a predicted model, not a curated record.
GGCUGGGUGAGGGGAGGAAGAAGCCUCGUGGAGGCUCGAGAGCAAGGUGAGGUGAAGGACAUAGCGGCUCGCGCCGGAGCGUCGGGCUGGAAGUGGCCGCCUGGCUGACUUCUGACUCCAUUCUCGACCUGUGAGGAGCACGAGCAUCAGGGAAGGGCCUGUCAUUCCCAUGUCAUGGAGUUGACGGAGCCCGAGAGAGGGCUGUGGCUGCUCAAGGUCACACAGCUCGUCGGUUGCAGACUGGCACACGUACCCAGUCUCUUAAGUCAGUUGUCAAGUCCCUGGGCCCUGAUCGCGGGAAACAGCCACACAGAGCUCCUGGUCUGCUUUUUCCUAGUGUCUCGCUGCCAGCCAGCCCUGGUGCCACGUGCCUUCCAUGCUUCAGCUAUGCAGCUGAGGUCUUCAGAUCAGCAGAAGCAGCAACCUCCCCGCUCUUUUUCUCAGCAGCAUUCUGAGACACAGGGCGCAGAAGAACCCAAGCAAGAGUCUUCUCGUUCAUCUCCCAGGUACACAGACCAGGGCGGUGAGGAGGAGGAGGACUAUGAGAGUGAGGAGCAGCUACAGCACCGCAUCCUGACGGCAGCCCUGGAGUUUGUGCCGGCCCAUGGGUGGACGGCAGAGGCGAUUGCAGAAGGAGCCAAGUCUCUGGGUCUCUCCAGUGCGGCCGCCAGCAUGUUUGGGAAUGACGGCAGUGAGCUGAUACUGCAUUUUGUGACCCAGUGCAACGCUCGGCUCACCCGUGUGCUGGAAGAGGAGCAGAAGCUGGUACAGCUGGGCCAGGCGGAGAAGAAGAAGACAGACCAGUUCCUGAGGGACGCUGUGGAAACCAGACUGAGAAUGCUGAUCCCAUACAUUCAACAUUGGCCUCGGGCCCUCAGCAUCCUCCUGCUCCCUCACAACAUCCCGCCCAGCCUGAGCCUGCUCACCAGCAUGGUGGAUGACAUGUGGCAUUACGCUGGGGACCAGUCCACUGAUUUUAACUGGUACACCCGCCGAGCAGUGUUGGCUGGUGUCUACAACACGACAGAGCUGGUGAUGAUGCAGGACUCCUCCCCAGACUUCGAGGACACUUGGCGCUUCCUGGAAAACCGAAUUAAUGAUGCAAUGAACAUGGGCCACACUGCCAAGCAGGUAAAGUCCACUGGAGAGGCACUGGUGCAGGGACUCAUGGGCGCAGCGGUGACGCUCAAGAAUUUGACAGGUCUAAACCAGCGCCGGUGAGCAAGAAGGGGCGUAAGCUAGAGUGCCCAGAAGAAGACCUGAGGAUAUAUUUAAAGGGCUUUGAAAUGUAUGAGGUGCCAUCCAUGGAACAGGGUGUUAAUGAGAAAACAUGAAAGGACUCCACCACACUACCAAAGCCACCUGGAAACCACAGGGCACUGGAUGAUACAGUGGUAGCCCAGGGUUGGGCCACUUCUUCAGUUCCUAACACCAGGCCAGGCCUCCUGAUGCCUUUCUGCAUUGCAGCUACGUGUUUGAAAAAUGCAGCGCUCAAUCAAGCACUUGAGCCACGGAAACCCAGCACGUCCCUGUCGUGGUCUCUCGGGCAUCUUGAUCAUGUCUCAACCUGCCUAGAAAUGCUCUCUGGGGCUCCCAAGUCAGAGUCAGGGUCUUAAGCCACCCCAGCUGGCAGCUCAUCCACAGCAGAGCACAGGCCUGUGCGCCCAGAGGGUUCCAUACUGCCCUUUCAUUCUCUGGUGUCCUGAGAUGCUGCACCUGAAAACUCCCUCAGCAAGCUGCCUCACCUGAGCCAGGUGCCUGCUGGACAGUGGUGCUCAGCCUGGCCAGAGGUGUGAUCCCAGGCCCCAUGUCGAGUCACACCAGCACGCAUUGCAGGAUUAUUAGUGAACUUAGAGUCUGUAAAAAUUACAAUAAAUAUGUUUGAAGCAA